AAAAUAACCUAAAUUAAAAUAAAAACUCACGUUAGAAACAAAUGGGAUGUUGUUUAGCUCGUUAUGAAUUAGAAAAGGGGAAAAAGCUAAAGUAGUAAUACGAAUUAACUACAAAAGAUAAACUUAAAACCUUGACUAAAUUUGCAAGAGAAGAUCUAAAUUAAAAAGAAAAUGAUGAAUUUUAUAGUCCUUUGACUACUUUAAAUUAAAUCGAAGAAUCUCAAAUAAUAUAAAAAUCAGAUAUAUAAAGGAAAUAAGAUAUUUUAAAAAGUAAAAAGAAUAAAGUAGCAAUUCACAUUUUGAAUUAAAAUACUUUAAUAAUAUCUAAAAAUAAUCGAUUAAACAUUCCUUAAUUUUUAAAAGAAGCUGAAGAAGCAUUAUUUGAAUAUAAAAAAUAAAAGGAGACAGAAGAUCAGAAUUUAUAUUAAUGGGAUUAUGUAGAUAUAGAGAAUCAAAUUCCUCAAAAAUAUUAAGAAAAAUUUAUGGAAUUAAGAAACACUUUUAGAUAGAAAAGUCUAAAUAUAAGUGAAUUAUACAUAUUUAGAUUUUAUAAAAGUACAGAUUUUAAUUAUUCAUAAACAUAUAAACUUUUAAAUAAAAAUAUAUAAUGGAGAAUACAAAAUAAUAUUGAUUUUAUCUUCGAAGAGUGUUUUUCAGAAGUAAAUUAAAUUAAAAAGAUGAGUCCACAUGGAUUGCACUUUGUCGAUUUUGAAGGAAAACCUUUGUUUUUUUGGAAAGCUAAACAUUUUUAAUUUGAAAAAUUAAUUAAUAUUUUCAAAAAUAAAAAAAGACUUAUUUAAUAUAUAGCCUCAUAUUUAGAAAGAAUACUAUUAAAUGUUUUUUAAUUAUGUAGUAUUUAUUAAAAACGCUAAAUUCAUAAACUCACAUUUGUUAUUGAUUUUAAAAAUUGUAAAGGAAAAAUGAAUGAUUUUGAAUAACUGUUUGCAAUUUUUAUAGAAAUCGGGUAUUUUCAUUAUCCAGAAAUUCUUGAGAAUAUAUUCCUUUUAAAUUAAGAUUAUAUAAAAGAUUUAAAUUUGAGAAAAAUUAAUAAAUUGAUACCCAAAAAAAUUUAAAGUGCUCAAAAAAUACAAAUUUUAGGAGAUAAUUUUAUUAAUAAAUUAACCUAAUAAAUUCCUAUUGAAAGCAUACCAAAAUUUCUAGGUGGAAAAUGUCAAUGUAAUGAAAAAUAUUGCAUGAAUAACGAUUUAGGUCCAUAUUGAAGAAAAAUAUAAAUAAAAAACCUAAAUUUAAUUAUACUUGGAUCAUAUUGCUUUUUUUUUU
Ichthyophthirius multifiliis is the source of this 1281-nucleotide messenger RNA. Its product is annotated as Sec14 cytosolic, putative. Lineage: Eukaryota; Ciliophora; Oligohymenophorea; Hymenostomatida. The record is from RefSeq and is a predicted model, not a curated record. The transcript has 3 exons.